GGUUACGCCUCCUCUGGCUCAGUCGCACAGCUACCUGGUAGGUGACUGGAGGUGUUGAUCAGUGCUCCCUGGGAUUUUGCUGAUGUGGCCCCAACCCUGCCUCCUUCCCCACCCUGCGAUGGCAGAAGAAAGUCGACAGAGCAAAUUGGCAGCAGCCAAGAAAAAGUUAAAAGAAUAUUGGCAGAGAAACAGCCCUGGUGUUCCAGCAGGAGCCAAGAGGAACAGGAAAACAAAUGGUAGCAUCCCUGAGACAGCCAUUUCUGGUGGUUGCCACUCACCUAGAGAUUCAGCAACAGAUAUCCACGGGGAGGGCCCUACAUCAUCUGCUACCCUGAAGGAUCUGGAGAGCCCGUGCCAAGAACUAGCAGUAGUCCUGGACUCAAGGUCUGUAAAAGUCAGUCAACUGAAGAACACCAUCAAAGCUUUGAAACAACAGAAGAAACAAGUGGAACAUCAGCUGGAAGAAGAAAAGAAAGCAAACAAUGAGAAACAGAAAGCUGAAAGGGAGCUAGAGUUUCAAAUCCAGAGAUUGGACAUACAGAAAGGGAAACUAAAUACGGACCUGUACCACAUGAAACAUUCUCUCAGAUACUUUGAAGAAGAGUCCAAGGAUCUGGCCAUCCACCUGCAACAUUCAUUGCAGCGUAAAGGAGAGUUAGAGCGGGCUCUCUCUGCUGUCACCACCACACAGAAGAAGAAGGUGGACAGGUUCUCCAGCCGCAGUAAAGCACAUAUGGAGUGGAAGUUAGAGCAGUCCGUCCGGGAGCAGGCACCGCUGAAAGUGCAGCUGACACAGUUGAAGGAGCCGCUUAAACAAGUCCAGCUAGAAAGGGAUGAAUAUGCUCAACAUAUAAAAGGAGAGAGGGCCCGGUGGCAGCAGAGGAUGAGAAAAAUGCCACAGGAGGUUUGCACAUUGAAGAAGGAGAAGAAGCAUGAUAAGCAUCGGGUAGAGAAGCUGGAGAGGAGCUUGUCCAAACUCAAAAACCAUAUGGCUGAACCUCUGCUCCCAGAGCCCCCAGCAGUGCCCUCUGAGGUGGAGCUGCAGCACCUGAGGAAGGAACUAGAGAGAGUGGCAGGAGAACUCCAGGCCCAGGUGGAGAACAAUCAGUGCAUAAGUCUCCUGAAUGAGGGGCAAAAGGAGAGGUUUCAGGAUCAGGAGGAGAAGCUUCAGGAGCAGGAGGAGAAGCUUCAGGAGCAGGAGGAGAGGCUUCAGCAGCUGGCUGAGCCACAGAGCAGCUUCAAGGAGUGGAACAAGGAGAAAAAGAGUGUACUACAGUUGGAGCAGCAAGUAAAGGAGCUGCAGGAGAAGCUAGGCAAGGAGCGCCUGGAAGCUGCCAGCCAGCAGAACCAGAAGCUAACAACCCAGCUGAGCCUCAUGGCUCUCCCUGGGGAAGGAGAUGGAGGAGGACAUCUGGACAGUGAGGAGGAAGAGGCACCUCAGCCCAUUCCGAGCAUCCCACAGGACCUGGAGAGCAGGGAGGCCAUGAGCGGCUUUAUGGACCACCUGGAGGAGAAGGCAGACCUGAGUGAGCUGGUGGAGGAAGAACUUGGAUUCAUCCAGUACUGCAGAGACAGAUGCCAUCAGAAAGUUCAUCACCUUAUCACAGAGCCAGGGGGCAGUGCCAAAGAUGCGGCACCUGGAGGAUGACAUCAUCAGGCUGGCCCUGGACAGGGAGGAGAUGAAGGUGAAGCUCCUGGAGCUGCAGGAGAUGGUGUUGUGGCUGGUGGAGACUACAAAAAGGGGUACAGCAAAUUCCUGGCCGCUGCCCAGAACCCUGCUCAUGAGCCCGGUCCAGGAACCCCAGCCCCCCAGGAGCUUGGAGCUGCCCACAAGCAUGGUGAUCUUUGUGAGGUGAGCUUCACUGACAGUGUGGAGUCUGCGCAAGGAGAGGCCAGGGUGGGUUCUCCCCAUGACAACCCUACUGCACAGCCAAUCAUGCAGGACCAGCAGGAGCACCCAGGCUUGGGCAGGAACCACUGUGUGCCAUUCUUUUGCUGGGCUUGGCUGCCAAGAAGAAGGAGAUAAAUAUCACUGUCAUCCAAGAGCUGCUCAAGAAAUUUUUUAAAAAGAAACAAAGUUAUUGGUUAAUCUCCUACACAAUUCAUUUACUUCAUUUGAAUGUUACAGCCACUCAUGAUUAUUUGUGUUUCUAAUUUAUAGUUUAAGUUUCUUUGUAAAUAGUUAAAAGAGAGUUGGACUCUGUGGCUUUCACUGAUGUUCGCUCUGGUAUCCUUUAGCAAUUUUCUUUUUCAAUUUCAUAAUUGUAGGUCAUUAGCAUGCAUAUUGAGUUUGCCCUUAUGUGGUGGGAGUUCAAACACACAAAGACCCAGUAUUUGCACGAAACUAUUCUCGCUGGUUUGGAAUAGGCUGCCAUGUGUUUUUAAUGUUAUUGCCACAUGUAUAUUCAUUACAGAAUUCAGAUAAAAUUUGCUUACGUUCUGCUAUUGUUUGAUCUAAUCUUAAUCAAUAUGUGGUUUGCCCCCAAGUGUGCACUGUUUAAUACUUUGUAAUAUGCCACCAUGAGUACAGACACUUAGAGUUGUUUAAAGGCCGAGAACUGGAAACAGCCUUUCCCCCAUUUUCUGUGUAUUGGUGAUGGGAGUAAUAACAUUUUGGGGGAGCUUUUUAAAUCUCACAGAAGAGGAAAGUGGCCUGCUCUGGCAGGUAUGUGCAGGAUAGAGUGUGUUUCAUUUGUUCUGGUGCCAGGAAUUAGUGCUGUACUAUGGUAGUUUCCUUAGGAUUUGUAUGUGUUCUGGGCUCAUGAAGAUAUUGCAUCAUGAGCUGCAGCAGUUGUACUCUUUUUCGAUCACCUAAAAAGGGAUUAUUUCUGAGGAAUGAAAGGUUCCCAUCAUUGACUGUGGAUGUGGAAAACCUUUCCUAGCUUAGAGCAUUUGUAUCUACAAUACAUUUUGAACUCAAAGUUCAUGUUCCCUGUUUUAAUCACAUGACUACAUGUCCCAGCACACAAAAGGGCACUGGUUGGCAUUCUUCUUAAUGUAUUUAGUAAAGAUCAUAAGAAGUCCUUUAAGAGUUCAACUGUCCCUGGAACAGGCAUACAGGCUCUAGUCAAGAAUGAAUUAGAGUGAAGGAAAGCUGUGUGACACCUGGCAUUCCCCUGUUCAUGGAGCUUCUCUGAGGCUUGAAGACUGAUUUUACCAUCUAGACGUCUCUGGCUAUUACCUAUUCUUCAACCACCUUGGUUACUCUGACAUAGGAAUUUACUUCUUUUCCUUGAGUGGAAAACACUUUAAAAAAUAAUAGAAACAUUAUUAUAAACUAAUAUAUGUGAGAGUACUUAGUUGAAACAAAAAAGAGUUGUAGUAAACAGUAUUAUACUAUCUUUGAAAAUCAAAGAAAAGUUUAUGCAACUUAAAAUGUUUACAAACUGCAGUGCAAUCUACUGUUUGUGAAUGUCAGUGUAUUAGGAAAUGUGUCUACACAAUCACAGAGUUAUAUUUCCUCACAAACUACGAAGAGUGAAAUAUGUUUUUGUAACUCUCAGUUUCAGUUAGGGGCAUAUUUUGUGCAGUAUUUAUGUGAUUGUGCCUAUGCAUGAUGAAUGAAUGAAUUUCAGUCAUACAUUGCGUAAAUCAUAACUCGAUGAUGCUUGGGAAAGGCUCAACAGUUCAAACUUCAUGAAGUUCUAAUGUCUGUGUUCCAAAACAUAUGACAUUAUUAGGAUGUAGGGAGAUAUGUAUGUGUGCUCCCUGGGGUGGGGAUUUCUAGUUACUAGGCCAUCUCCAUUUUUAGCAUUUGGCAUCCUCAUGACAGAACUUAAAGUCCUGUUCUUGCCUUUUAUUUUCUGAACUUGCCACUUUUGCAUUCUUUGAGUUCAGUUUAAAGACAAGUCCAUUUUAAACCCUUGGGCUAGAAAUCGGACCACUGUUAAUUAGCCACAUUAUUUGGUCUAAUUUUUUUUCUUUAUCAUUCUGAAACUGGGUUUAUCUAAUACAUUGAUAAAUUAUUUCAAAGGUAAUUUUAUCAUUGAAAUCACUUCACUUUUACCCUGACAAAUAUCAAUGACUAAGAAUGACCUUCGGAUAGGGUUUAGCAUCUGUAACCAAUCUGACAAUAACGUGUUCAUCAGGUGCCUAUGGAUUAAAUCACACAUUGGCACAUUUAAGCCAAAUGCCAGUCUGGAAAAUAAAUUUACUAUAUUAAUUGAAAUAGCACUCUUUGUGGAGGUAUUUGUCAUACGUUUAAGAAAAAGCUAAAAAGAAUGGAAAUCAUAGGCCAAUAACUUAAGUCUUUCUUCAAAGUGCAUGCAGUCUUUUGUGACACCUGAUUCAGCCGAGAAUUUGUGCUCUUCCUCAUUCAGUAUAAGGCAGCUUUCAAUUUGCUUAGAAGGCAACAUUGGAAGGUUAGAGUUCAUCAGAAACAUAGAAUUUUAAAAUGUGAGUUCAACUGAAUAAAUUUGAAUUUCUGUAGGAAGAAUCAAAACACCUAUUUAAAGAUUGCAAAUAUAAUAUUUUUAAAGUAUUGGAUUAAAUCUGAUAGGUUUUCCAGAAAUGAACAAAAAUCAGCUCUAAACAAAAGCUGAUUUUUAGAAAAUUUGAAAAUGUAAAUCAACCCUAUCCAUAAUAUAGUUUCUCUAAAUCUUUAUCUUAAAGAGUCAUUUUAAAAUAGUACAACUAUUAAAAAAUGUAACUGCUCUCUUAAUGUUCUGAAAUAAAACAUUUAAAAUAUGAAUACUGUAGUUUAAAAGAAAGAAAUGGUGGGAAGGAAAAGUAGAGAAAGAAAUGCCAGUUCCAGUCCAAAGCUUUAUUUGCCAAGUGUUCUUGGAAUGAAUUUUUCCAAUUUACAAAUUCUUGUAAACAGAAUGUAUAAUGGAAAUACUGAAAGACUUUUGCCUAACAUGGCAUUAUUUGCUGCUGGUGUGAUGCUACUGUAAUGUAAUAAAUUAUUAAGUUGUUGC
This is a messenger RNA of Pongo pygmaeus (Bornean orangutan), 4916 nucleotides long. Its product is annotated as putative golgin subfamily A member 8G. NCBI's taxonomy places the organism in Eukaryota, Metazoa, Chordata, Mammalia, Primates, Hominidae. The coding region runs from base 83 to 1648 and encodes 521 amino acids. Gene Ontology annotation, cellular component: Golgi apparatus; cis-Golgi network; Golgi cisterna membrane. The transcript has 19 exons. The record is from RefSeq and is a predicted model, not a curated record. Gene Ontology annotation, biological process: Golgi organization.